Molecule: messenger RNA, 11542 nt
Organism: Haliaeetus leucocephalus (bald eagle)
Lineage: Eukaryota; Metazoa; Chordata; Aves; Accipitriformes; Accipitridae
Gene: VCAN
Product: versican
Exons: 15
Coding region: 83-10708 (3541 amino acids)
Biological process (GO): cell adhesion
Molecular function (GO): hyaluronic acid binding; calcium ion binding
Source: RefSeq, a predicted model, not a curated record
GCCACUGGGAUCUCUGGACUAGCCUAGCCACCACGUUGUGAUUUUUUGCAAUCUCUGCAAUACGCUACCUUUUAAGGUCAAGAUGUUGUUAAGUAUAAAAAGUAUCUUAUGGAUGUACUCUACGUUAGUUAUAACAUAUAUGCUACCUAAAGUUAAAGCAGAAAAAAAAAUCCUGGUAAAGGGAUCCCUGUCUGGAACUUCAGUCCUGCCAUGCUUCUUUUCAACCACACCCACCAUAGCCUCCAGCUAUGCAGCUGAGUAUCUGCGAAUCAAAUGGUCAAAGGUUGAACUGGAUAAAAGUGGAAAAGAUGCAAAAGAAACCACAGUCCUGGUGGCCCAAAAUGGCAACAUCAAAAUAGGUCAAAGCUACAAAGACAGAGUGUCUGUUCCGACCCAUUCAGAGGAGACCGGUGACGCUUCGCUGACUUUCUCUAAGCUGCGUGCAAGUGAUGCAGGAGUAUAUCGCUGUGAUGUUAUGUACGGAGUUGAAGACACACAAGGCAUUGUAUCACUGGCUGUUGAGGGUGUUGUAUUUCACUACCGUGCAGCAACCAGCAGGUAUACUCUGAAUUUUACACAAGCUCAGCAGACUUGUCUGGACAAUGGUGCUGUCAUAGCAAGCCCAGAACAACUGAAAGCAGCCUAUGAAGAUGGAUUUGAGCAAUGUGAUGCUGGCUGGUUGUCUGACCAGACUGUUAGGUAUCCAAUUAGACAUCCAAGAAUUGGCUGCUUUGGAGAUAAAAUGGGAAAGAAAGGAGUCAGAACAUAUGGGCGCCGUUUUCCUAAUGAAACUUAUGAUGUGUACUGCUAUGUGGAACACAUGGAAGAUGAAGUGGUUCAUGUCUCAGUCCCCGAGAAGCUCACCUUUGAGGAAGCUAAAGAGCUGUGUCGGAAAAGAGAUGGUGUUCUUGCUUCUGUUGGGAAUCUGUAUGUCGCCUGGAGGAAUGGCUUUGACCAAUGUGACUAUGGCUGGCUGGCGGAUGGCAGUGUUCGUUACCCAGCCUCAGUGGCAAGGCCCCAGUGUGGUGGAGGUUUACUUGGGGUGAGAACCCUGUAUCGCUAUGAAAACCAAACAGGCUUUCCUUACCCAGAUAGCAAGUUUGAUGCCUACUGCUAUGAACGUAAAAAAAUCAUAUCAGAGCCUACAACUGUUAAGCUGAUUACAUCCCUGAAAACUGACAGUGUGAAAUCGUCAUCUGCUAAAGUUACCCUUAAACCUCCUGUUUUUGAGACUUCAACUACUGAAGUGGCUGUCACCAAAACAGAGGUCCCUGCUUUGGAGGAAACAACCCUAGAGACUGAAGAAGAUACAGAAAUGACUACUGAGGUGGCUGAGGAAAAAAGGGAAAUGGAGGUGCUUAUGGAGAACAUUAAGUUAACCACCCUUCUACCUCAGACUGUCACAGAUGGCGAAAUAAGCACUUACGAUACACUCGGAAGGACUGAAUAUGAUGUUUCACCUAGGUUAACAGAGAGCACAUCUGCAGCUUUGGAACUGGAGCACACUUACUCUGAAGCAGAAUUGCCCGAGGAACAAGGUAGGUCUGAAAGCAUUGAGGACGCUUUCUUGACCUCUAUAAUUUUUCAGGAUAGCACAGCUGUAGCUAAGAUUUCCACUGGUUCAUGGGAAGAUACUGAAACAGGAGAUACACAAAAACAUGAUGCUGAUAAUCAGACUGAACAAAUAGAAGUGGGUCCUAUGAUGACAGCUACAGAUAGCUUGUUAUCAACUUCUCGGAGAGAGUUUCCCAGGACAGGGACUUCAGUUUCACUAACAAAAGAUAAUAUGUAUCUUGGUGCACACUCAACAAAAGAACCCACAAAAAAGUCAAUGGAGGCGAAAUCUGACAAGAAACUUACAACUGUUGUAAUCCCUAAAGCUUUGUUCACUGAUCAGUAUGAUCUUACUACAGAGGGGGAGGGCAGAGAGAGCAUGUACACUGUUAUGCCUGAUAGAGUUUCUGGCAUGGCUACUGGUAGUGUCCCAGAAUCAGAUGUGCCUGCUGCGUCAGAGACACUCGUAGAUGAGCAUGCAGUAACCAGUGGACAAUUUUCUACAGCAGAUGAGUCAACUCAAUUUGUUAAAUUUAGUUCUACAAUGGUGUUUGAUAAUGAGGCAUCAGCUGAAGGAAGCAGAGAGGACCUGAGAGAUGUGCAGCCUACAGUAUCAUCUGGAAUACCUGUAUCCUUUUCUGUAUCAACUGUUAAUCAAACAGGAUCUGAGGCCGUCACUCUCUCAGCAAUUACUGUUUCCCUGCAAAACUUUGGAGAAGGCACCACAUCUGUUAUCCACUCAUCUCAGCAAACAGAAGGAUCAGCCAUUUUAGAGGAGCAAGAAAAAACAAAGGAGCCAGAAAUGAGAACAAUGGAUGUUAAGAUCCCUCAUGCCAUAACCGUCAUUCCUACUUGUGUUACAGCAGAAUCUGAGGGAUGUUCUGCAAGUGAGAAGUUCACACAGGCUCCUCCAGCUUCUGGCAUGUGGCUGCCAACAGAUAAACAUCAGGGGUAUAUGACAAAAGAAUCAUCUCAUACUAAGAGAAUACAUGAGUUAGAUACAGAAGAUGGUAUCUCUGGAAUGGAGCCUACAUCAUCUCCAGGGCAAAUUACAGAAUAUACAAAGCAUCCAGGAGCUCCAGUUUCAGCAGUUACAGAUGAAACUGAGACAAGCAAGGAGCCAGCGGAAACGAAAAGUGAUGAAGAGGCUGUAUCAGCUGAUUUUGAUCACAGAAAAGAUACUACAGGUGUCUCCCACACAAGCAGCUCUUUGGAUUUGGAAAUGGUCACAGUAUCCAAAACAUCAGUGGAUGAAACUGGUGCAACAAUAAAGUCUUUUAGCUCCUCAGGUGUUACCAUAUUACCAACUGCUAUGCCCACAAUCAUGGAGAUAACUGAACAUGAAGGAGAUGAAACAUCAGGGUAUGUUUUGAAAACGUCCAUUCCUACCCCAGAAGUUGAACAAAGAGAGGCUACUGACACAUUGGUAGCAACGCCUGCUGAAGAAGUCUCUACUGAAAUGGGGGUCUCAAAAUAUACAGUGACAGAGGAAGGCCAGACAAGUAUUACGACAUCAACUGAGGAAGAGUCAGUGGCAACAGUUCAAGACAGAAAAGGAACACCAUCAGCUGGCUUUGGAGGGACAAAGGAAUCCAUUAUAUUUACAGAAGUAACAAAGGUAGAUGCUACCGUUCCACAGAAAGAACGUGAUGCUUCCCUAGUUCCAGUUACUGUAGUGAGUGAGGUCACUAGAGAUAUGCCAGUUACUGAUCAGACUCCUUUUGAUGGUGUCUUUCAGACAGAAGCCAUAGAAACAACUGCAAAAGAUAGUGAGGUGUUCCCAGAGGAACUCUCCACGAAAGAUCAAGAUAAGGAACUAGAUACUGCCACAGAGUCUACCUUAUCUGUGACAUCUGUCCAAAUGCAUGAACAAAAGACAGCACCAGGAUCUGAAUCAUCUCAAACAGCUAUUCAGGAAAAACAAGAUGAGACAGGUUCAGCUUAUGAUGAGACAUAUCCAGCAACCGAAGUAUUAGUGCCUGCAGUGAAGCUCACAGAUUAUGGAAGAGUUCUGGGACCUGAUGAAACUAGCACCAGGACCUUGCAUCUCACAGUGACUCCAAAACCUGAAACUGCUACUGAUCAAGAAGAGAAGGUCACUGAAGUGAUGCCUGUAACAGUGGGUACCCAAGCAAAAACAUACGAAAGCACAGGAACCCCCACCAGGGAAGAAGACAGUGAUGUAGAGAGCCUGGAAUCUGUGUUGCCCCCCCAUAUGAUGCCAACAGGUCGUUCUACUGUGGAAAGCAUUACUCAUCUGACUUUGGGAGCUUCUCCAAGCCAAACUCUGGAAGGUUCAGGAAUAUCAGAAGAACCUGAAGAUAUCAAACCAGCUGUAUCUUCAGCUAAUGCAACAGAUAAGGCAGCAAUUCUCAGCGAUGUAACAACACCUUCCAUUAGUGCUGUAGACAAAAUUCAGCCUACAUCAGCAUCCAAACCUGUUGUUACUCAAAAGUCACCACGUAUCAUUCCUGAGGAAGAAGAAGAGGUAACAAGCAAUGACAUCAUCAUCAUUGAUGAAUCCAUUUCUCCCAGUAAAGCCACUGCUGAUGAUGAUCUGACAGGAAAGAUGUUAGAACCAGAAAUUGAUAAGGAAUAUUUCACAGCAUCAACUGCUACUGCAGUUGCACGACCUACUGCACCACCCAAAGUGAAGGAGGCCACAGAGGCUUUACAACCUCAAGAGGUGUCUCCUUCUGCUUCACACCCUGAUAGUGGAAAUGACAUAAGAUUGUAUGUUAUUCAAAUCACAGGCAAUGACACAGAUCAUCCGGUGAAUGAAUUUUUGGAUCUGUUCAGUCGCCACAUGCUUCCUCAUGCAAUAGAUGAACCCCACAUUGAUGCAGAAUCAGCUCAGACUGAACCCUGUACUUCAGACUCUGUGCAGGAUUCAUCUGAAUAUAUAAUAUUGGAUCCUUUCUUUCCAGACUUUGUACAGUUUGAAGAAGAGGAAGACUGUGAAAAUACUACUGAUGUUACAACUCCUCCAGCUUUGCAGUUCAUCAAUGGAAAGCAGCAAGUUACUAGUGCACCUAAGAGCACAAAAGCUGAGGAAGCAAGAAGUGACCAAAUUGAAAGUGUUGCACAUUCAAAAAAUGUAACCUUUUCUCAAAUCAAUGAAACAAACACAUUUAUAAUACCUGAAACUGAAGCUUCUGGUACUAUGCAACCAAGCAAAGCUGGAGAAGUAAUAGGGGCAUUUGAAGUUACACAACCAACAGCAGAUGUUGCAAUGUUAGAACCUGUUUAUAGUGGUGAGUCAGAAGUUGCCGCAACAGAUAAAUCAAUAGCCAUUACUUCUUCAUAUGAGCAGUCACUGCAAAAAGAUAAAGAGACCAUAACAUGGGAUAGAACUGAGGAGAGCUCUACUAAAGAUGCAAAAAACUUGGUUUUGAUUAGUAACGAAUCUUCUGGAGAUAGCUCCACGGAAUCUGAUUUAUCCAGUUCUGUCUUCUCAGAAAUUGUGACAAUGUCAAGAAAGGAAGAUGAUGAAAAGAAUUCUGGUAUAACUUCUGCUCCUGAUGCAUUUACGGUGGAAAGUUUUGCUGUAACUGCUUCUCUGGAUGCAGUUUUUCAUACUGCUACGGUAGGCAUAGGUGUGAAAGACCUUAUUCCAGAAGAGGCAACCUCUACUUCAGAUCAUUAUAAAUCAACUAUUAAACUUAAUGCAAAUUCCUCUGUUGAAAAUCUUCUGGAAACAAGUAGUCAUACAGCAAAGCCUGAGAUGAGUGCUGCUUCUUUUAGAGUUCUAGAAGGCUCUGGAGAUGUUGAAGAGGACAUCACCGUAACUUCAGCCAUGACAACGGAAAAAGCAGUAACAGAAACACUUUCAAUGCAAGAUAUUUCUUUGGGCUCUGGCACAGUACUGCCAACAGAAACUUCUGUAACCAUUUCAGGAAUCACCUCUGCUUUGCCCAGAGGAAUAAGCACUCUUUAUUCUGCUUUUGAUCAAAGUUCUGAAGUAACUGUUGCCACCAAUUCUGUGUCUGACUUUAUUAUGGAGAAAGUAGUUGCCAGCUCUCUUGUAACUGAAAAGAAUAUUGAAGAUGAAAAAGAAAUGCAGACCACUGUUUAUUCAAGUCAGGAAAAUUCAGCUACUGCUGCAGCAGGAAAUUUGGAGUUGAGCGAACUUGGGAGCACUACUAGUGAAGUCAGAACUGUAAGUCAAGAGCCCACCCCGUUCAGAAGAACAGUACUGGUAACAGGUACAAUAAGUUCUGAAAUCAAAAAGGUCACUACCAUUCCUCUCUGGAGAGAGAAGAAGCUUUUUAUAAAUGAAGGAUCAGCAGAAGAACCAGCAGACAUAUUUUCAGGGGGUCCCACAAGAAAAGUGGUAAGUACUGACUCCCCGUUUAUUGAUCCAGGUUCUGGAGACAUAGAUGUUACCAUUGAGUCUGCUACUUUGACUUCAGUUCCAUUAAGGCCUGUCACUGAAACACAAACAGAAAAGCACGAAGGAAAAGUUUACAGCAUAGAUCAUGCCUCACUGAAGAAUGCAACAACAGAAUAUGAAGAACAUGCAAGAACAGAUGAAUCAGCAAUAUCAGUUUCAAGUACUGAGUCAGAUGGCUUAACAAAGGAGCCUGGAGUAGCAAGUCAGAUGUCCUGGGAUGUGUUUAGUACGGGAAACCCAGGAGAAAAAAAUCAAGAAACAGAACCAACUUACACAACUCCUCCUGUAGUGAAAACUAGUCCUGGUUCUAGAAAAGAGAUAAUAUCUCAUGUUGCACCAGGAGAUAAAACUGAAGAUUUAGAAAUAAAAGAGGUCACAUCAACUCCAGAAUCAGUGGUUAGUAACAGCCCUCAUGACAUCAUGGUGAUACAUGGUACUGGCAGUAUAAAAGCAGUAGCUGAACCUACAGAAAGCAAAAAUGCAAAAGUUGGUUCUUCAACUGUCUCAUUAGGCAAGAUUCUUCUGAUUGAACAUGGCUCUGGAGAAGAAUUCAAAGGUGACAGCAGCAUCACAAAACUAAUGUCUAAUGGACCUACUGAAGAAAUACUUGGAAGUAAUUUCUCAUUUAUUGACCAGGGAUCUGGAGGAACAGACACAUUCAUUGAAUCAUUUGCAAAAACAGCAGUUUCACCCACUGGGAGACCAGAAACACAAGAGAAGUAUGAUGAAAAAGUUGUCAGCCCACCGUCUAUGGAUCACGCCUAUACUACUGAACCUGAUGAGCUAGUCACGGGUACUGAACAUGAAGUAACCACAAUGGGAACUGUGACUGACAUAAGAAUGGAAGAGAAAACAACUGAUGAACUGACAGUGAGUGCUUUUCCUACAAAGAUUCCUUUGGUGGAAGAUAUACAUUCUGGGGAAGACAGGCCAAGGGAAAUUUCACCAAAAGCUAUAGAAUCUUCUGAAGAAACAACAACAGACCCAUUCUUUAAAAGUACACUGGCUAACCAUGAACAUCUGGGAUUUCCAAAUGUUCCAACUGUCAGUCCACAUUCAGAAGAAAAGGAAUUAGAAACGGAAUCUCUUAAAAAAAUACUUUUGCCAUUUAAUGAUGACAGAGUAACUGAGCCUGUAAAGAUUGAAAGGAAAUACAUAAGCUCUCCAGUUACAGAUAUAGAGCAAGAGGAGGAGUUGGUACAAAAUAUUUUCCCUACGAGAGAUAUUCCCAGAUCACUGACACCUGAAGAAGAAAAGCUAACAAAUGAUGAGGUCAUCAGUGAUCCAUUAUUUUCAGGACAAGGAUCGGGAGAUGACCUUGCUGUUAUUCCUUCUGGAGUGCCAUUGGCUGUUGAAGAAGUCUUGAGUACUUCAAGUCCUCAAACUUCUUAUCCUGCAAGUAUGGGACCCAAACUUUCAACUGACAAGAUACAAGACUUUAAAAGAGGAAGUACUGAAUCAAAUGCUGAAGUUACUGAAGACGUUACAAAUGCUGUAACUGAGUUGCUGCCAGAAACAGAAGACCAGUUCCCGAGCUCAAUGAUCACCAGUUCCCCAGAUUUAUCAGAAGAGACUUCCAAGAGCUUCAGCUCUAAAGAGAUUAAAGAGAUGACACAUUAUUUUGUUGCAAUUGAAGAACCUCACAAGAAGGAAACUAACUAUAGGGGAGGAGAAAAUGAAACAGAUAGGACAACAGCUACUUCUAAAGCUGUUUCUCAAGAGGAAACUUCACAUUUGCUGAUUAAAGAUGGCAUAACUCCUGGUUCUGUAAUACUGAGUAGAACUCCUGAUCUUGAAACAGAGGAAUCGCUUGUCACUUCAACAACAAAAAUGCCAGCCAGAGUAUUACCUGAAAGCUCUGGAGAAGGGUCUGGCUGGGUUGGUGUUUUGGAUUCAUCUUCUCCUGAUAUGAUUACUCAUUUGCCAAUACCCCCUAUGUCAAAAGUGACAACAGAGGCACCGAUAGAUGGAUCACAGACUGUGAUCACAGGACUAGCAUCCCUUUUUACAGAAGAAAAAGAGAUUGUGGCAAAUCCAUCUGCUGUUCAACCAAAGACAGCUACAUCGGAAGAACUAACAAGUGAUACUGGGAUAUAUGAGAAAAUUAUUCCUGUGAUUGAUGAUAAAAGAAGUGUUAUACUGAAUGUUUCUGUUUAUGGUGAUAUUACACUAAUUGAAGAACGACUUCAAAUCCCAUCAGAAGAAACAACGAUUAUCGAUAUGGAUCAUUCAAAAUCAAUGCCUGAAGAUAUAAUAAGUGUGCAGACAAUGCCAAAUCCUGUCAUACAAUCAACAUACAGCAGUAAUGAUAGCAUGACAGCUGAAGGGAAGAGAUACGAAUCAACACCUAAAUUUACCAUAACCAAAGAGAAGACACUUGGAUCUGGUGAUAGUCUUUCUUUGGCUACUUCCAGUCAGCCAAGUAGUGAAUCUGUAACAGCUGGGCACAGACCAAAAUCAGAUGACAAGGAUUUGGGUUCAGGAAAUGCCAUGAAGUUUGCAACAGACACUCUUAUCACUACCGAACUCUCUGAACUGGGCAUUUUCCUUCCUACAGUACCAUCAAUGGCAAGCCCUCAUGUGCCUCAUGAGUCUAAACAUGUUGUAACAAGCACAACAGAAGACACCUAUGAGCUGAAUACUUCAGCAAACAACCGAGUAAUAGCAGAUCAAAGUGAAACAAUCUCUGUCUCUGGCUUUUCUGGAAUGGGCCAAGAAGAACUGUAUGAUAAGCAGCCUGUGGUUCCUUCUCUUACACCAGUUUUAACUACUGAGACAGAAAAGUCUUUGACAACUGACAUGCUUGAUGUAAAUGUUGUCACCACACAGCGUACAACCCAACUGACAACUGUAUCAUCUAGCAGGAAUGAAGAAAAGCAUCCUACAGUAUACACAAACACAAAAUCGGCAUCAGCAGAGUAUGAAGGAACAGAUUCAGUGAGCUUUUCUUCUGUACCUCAAACUCCUAAAUCCUCAGUAACUGUUCAGUUAGUUAAUGGAGUAUCUGAGUAUCCUGAGGUAAUCAUUCCAAGUACAUCAUCAUCAAAGGAUUCAGAUCAGUCCGAUCAUUCAUCAGAAGGUACCUUCAGAGAGGUUAGUUCUGAUAUUGCAGCAACAUAUAAACCACCCACUACAGACCUUCUCGACAGAACAGAGUCUUCUCUGCUGGAGUUUUCUCCCAAGCCUGUUUCAGAAAGUACAACUACUGAAAGUACUCCUCACUUUAAUAGACUUGUAACAGACAGAACGGAGGAGACUGUAACUGUAACUGAUUUGGCUGUUGAGGAAGAAGCUACUGUUUCUGGAGAUUCUCCAUCAAUACACAUAUUGCCUACUGCUUUUCUGAAUUUUGGAGAAACAGUGAACACAGAUGUUCCGAAAGUUAGCACAAUAGAAGUUGAAGCUUCCUCAGGGACAGUGAAUAACCCCCGUCAAGAAGGUGACAGAAGUACUGAGAGAGAGAUCCCAUGGCUUUUUUCCACACCUGUUUCAGAUUCACCCAAUACUAUUGACAAUGAAGUAUUUAAACCUGACCAGGAAGCAUUUACAAUGCCAGCUUCAUCUUCACAACCAUUGGAUAGAAGCAUGGAAACACAAUCAGCUUUGUUUGGUCGAGAGGAGAUCACAACAAUUUCUUCUAACAUUGCAACAAAUGACACUGCCCCUGGAAACAGUCCAUAUCAAAAUAAGCAGUCAACGAUAAGCUCUAAGGAGCCAAAUACUAUUGAACUUGUAACUUCAUCAUUUUCCCUUCCGGAAGUCACUAAUGGAUCAGAUUUCCUGAUUGGCACCAGUGUGGGUUCAGUUGAAGGCACAGCAGUGCAAAUUCCAGGCCAAGAUCCAUGCAAAAGCAAUCCCUGCCUUAAUGGUGGUACCUGUUAUCCACGUGGUUCAUUUUACAUCUGUACAUGUUUGCCAGGUUUCAACGGCGAGCAGUGUGAAUUAGAUAUCGAUGAAUGCCAGUCUAACCCAUGCCGGAAUGGAGCCACGUGUAUAGAUGGCCUCAAUACCUUUACUUGCUUGUGUCUGCCAAGCUAUGUAGGUGCUCUCUGUGAACAAGACACGGAGACCUGUGAUUAUGGCUGGCACAAGUUCCAAGGACAGUGCUACAAAUACUUUGCCCAUCGGCGUACAUGGGACACAGCUGAAAGGGAAUGCCGUCUCCAGGGAGCACACUUGACAAGCAUCUUGUCUCAUGAGGAGCAGAUCUUUGUGAACCGUAUUGGGCAUGACUACCAGUGGAUUGGCCUCAAUGACAAGAUGUUUGAGCGUGAUUUCCGCUGGACUGAUGGUAGCCCACUGCAAUAUGAGAACUGGCGACCAAAUCAGCCAGACAGCUUCUUUUCUGCUGGAGAAGACUGUGUUGUUAUAAUAUGGCAUGAGAAUGGGCAGUGGAAUGAUGUACCAUGCAAUUAUCACCUUACCUAUACCUGCAAGAAAGGAACAGUUGCUUGUGGUCAGCCUCCUGUUGUGGAAAAUGCAAAGACCUUUGGGAAGAUGAAACCUCGUUAUGAGAUCAACUCCCUUAUUAGAUAUCACUGCAAAGAUGGUUUUAUCCAGCGCCAUAUUCCAACCAUCCGGUGUCAAGGGAAUGGAAGAUGGGAUAUGCCUAAAAUUACUUGCAUGAAUCCGUCCACAUACCAAAGGACUUACUCUAAGAAAUACUACUAUAAACAUUCUUCAUCAGGAAAGGGAACAUCAUUAAAUUCAUCAAAACACUACCAUCGCUGGAUCAGGACAUGGCAGGACUCAAGGCGCUGAGAGCUAAAUGGUGAAUGGGGAUUUCCACCAUUUCCGCCAAAGUCAUUACUUUCUGUGCCUUUUCUAUCACUUAUGGGAGUAUUAUCGAAUUGUUUUGAAACUAUGGACUGCGGUAUUCACAAUGCAUUUUGCAAAAAUAUGGUGUUUAUCAGAAAAUUAAAAAAAAAAAAAAAAAGGAGAAGUGCUUAUGGGGAUAAAAGGUAACCAUUUCCAGCCUAUAAAGAUUAUUAGUUUUCUAUAUGCCAUCGGUGUGGACCAUUUUAUGAUAUAUACCAGCCUUCUGCAAUAUUUAAACAGCUCGAUUUUAGCACCAAUGAAAAUGUAAAUAAGAUGAUUUUAAUGUUGUUUAAUUGUGUGUUGUUUUUAAAAUCCUGUAUAUAAAAUGAAAAGUCACACUAAUUUCAGGCAUAUUUAUGGUUAGAAUGGCCUCAGAGGUCUUCAGUCAUUUAUGACAUUGUUUCUAUGUUGUUUACCUAGGCUGGAAAUGGUUGAAAUAACUUCACUGACUGAAAUUUGCUCUUAUCAGGUGAAGAUAAACACACAAGUGACAUGACUUUUUUUUUUUUUUUUAAUGGCAACUGUGCCAAUUUCUAUCCAAGGUACAGUUUGUGUCCAUGUGAUGCAAAGUUUAGACAGAGCACAUAAAAGUGGCAUGAAGCAUGAACUAGGGACUGCAAUGUGGAACUUUUUUUCUGCUCUCCAUUCCAGCUUCACCAUUCAUGAGAAAGGACUGCAUGGAGGAGUUGUGUAUGACAAGGAGGGCCUGUAAAAAUCCAAGUGCUAAUACAUUAACUUUAUCAACCAGGGCCACUUUUUUUGAAAAGGAAAAAAAAG